GGGGGACCGCGAGUCAGUCAGGGAGCCGAGCUGAGCCGGGACUAGCGGCGGCGCCGGCCGAGGAGGCUCCGCGAUUAAGGGUGCCCCCCCGGGCACCGGGGGAGGCGAGCGGCGCCCGCACGGCCCCCGGGGCAGCGGCGCGGCCGGAGGAAGGCAGACGAGUGGGCGGCCGGCGGCCACUUCGCACCCUCUUCCCUGCCCUUAAGAGCGGAGAGAGGGCGAGGAGGGAAGAACAGCCCGCAGGGCACCAAGUGCGGGAGUCCGGCUUCCCCCCUCCUCGCCUGCCCCACUGGACUGGAGGGGGGCGAGAGGGGCUCUUCCUACUUUGGCAAACACUUUGGCACUUUGCUGGAUUCGGAGGAGGAAGGGCUGGAAAUAUGGGGAAAGUUGGAACUUGCCUGGUUACUUUGGCCGGACUUUUGCUGGCAGCGGGAGCGCAGACGUUCACAGGGUGCUGCACUUUUGAUGAGCCUCUCAGUUCCUGUGGCUACAGUCAGUCAGAUGAUGAUGAUCUCAACUGGGAUCAGGUGAAUGCGCCGAUGAAGCCGUCCUCGGGUCAAGGGAUGCCAUCGGGUUCUUUCAUGUUGGUGAAUACAUCUGGAAGAUUUUCAGGACAGAAAGCUCACCUCCUGAUGCCCCAUCUGAAAGAAAAUGAUACACAUUGUAUUGAUUUUCACUAUUAUGUUUCAAGCAAAAGUGGAGCUAGCCCUGGCAUUUUGAAUGUAUAUGUGAAGGUUAAUGAUGGUCCUAUUGGUAACCCAGUCUGGAACACAUCUAUCACUGCCACUUGGAGCAGAGCAGAACUGGCAAUUAGUACUUUCUGGCCCAAUUUUUAUCAGGUUGUUUUUGAAGUGGUUACUUCAGGUCACUCUGGAUAUGUGGCUAUUGAUGAAGUGAAAGUUCUAGGACAUCCAUGUACAAAAACUCCCCAUUUCUUGCGUCUUCAGAGUGUGGAAGUCAAUGCAGGACAGUUUGCUACUUUUCAAUGCACUGCUAAUGGUGGAACAGACUCAGGUGACAGACUCUGGUUACAGGGUAUUUAUGUACGGGAUGCACCUUUGAAGGACAUAAAAGUGUUCAAUGCCCGACGAUUUGUGGCUCUUUUUAGUGUGGUGAAUGCCACGAAGCGGGACGCUGGCAACUAUCGCUGCAUGAUCCGGACGGAAGGAGGAGUUGGUGUAUCCAACUAUGCAGAACUGAUAGUCAAAGAGCCACCAGUUCCUAUUGCUCCACCUCAGCUGUCCUCAGUUGGUGCAACCUACCUCUGGAUACAGCUGAAUGCCAAUUCCAUCAAUGGGGACGGACCUAUUAUCCAAAGAGAAGUUGAGUAUCGAACUUCAAGUGGGAGCUGGUACGACAUACAACCCGUGGACUCCACAAGCUAUAAGAUUGGGCACCUGGAUCCUGAUACAGAAUAUGAAAUCAGUGUGUUACUUACAAGACCAGGUGAAGGAGGAACAGGAUCUCCUGGCCCAGCUCUGAAAACAAGAACUAAGUGUGCUGAUCCGAUGCGUGGGCCCCGAAGACUGGAGGUUGUGGAGAUCAAAUCUAGACAGAUCACUAUUUGCUGGGAGCCCUUUGGAUAUAAUGUCACACGUUGCCAUCGCUACAACCUCACAGUCCAUUACCGCUACCAGGCUGGAGGACAGGAGCAAGUGAGGGAGGAAGUCAGCUGGGAUACAGAAAGUUCACAUCCCCAGCACACAAUUACCAACCUAUCACCAUACACAAAUGUCAGCAUCAAAUUAGUAUUAAUGAAUCCUGAAGGACGGAAAGAAAGCCAAGAACUUGUCGUGCAAACUGAUGAAGAUGUCCCGAGUGCUGUGCCACUUGAAUCCAUUCAAGGAAGUACCUUUGAAGAGAAGAUUUUUCUUCAGUGGAGGGAGCCAGCGCAAACAUAUGGUGUGAUUACUUUGUAUGAGAUCACCUACAAGGCUGUCAGUUCCUUUGACCCAGAAAUAGAUUUAUCCAAUCAAAGUGGACGAGUCUCAAAGCUAGGAAAUGAAACGCACUAUCUCUUUUUCGGACUGUAUCCUGGCACUACCUACUCUUUCACCAUCAGAGCCAGCACAGCUAAAGGCUUCGGACCGCCAAUAACAAAUCAGUUCACUACUAAGAUAUCAGCACCCUCUAUGCCACCGUAUGAACUUGAAACACCUUUGAAUCAAACUGACAGCACUGUGACAGUCUUGCUGAAACCUGCACAGAGCAGAGGCGCUCCUGUCAGUGUCUAUCAAAUCGUUGUUGAGGAAGAGCGCCCACGGAGAACCAAAAAGGCAACUGAAAUCCUAAAGUGCUACCCAGUGCCCAUUCAUUUCCAGAAUGCCUCACUCUUGAAUUCCCAGUACUACUUUGCAGCAGAGAUUCCAGCCAAUGGUUUAGUAGCUGCUCAGCCUUUUACUAUUGGUGAUAACAAAACCUACAGUGGUUUCUGGAAUACUCCUCUUCUUCCUCAUAAGAGCUACAGCAUCUAUUUCCAAGCUGCCAGCAGAGCCAAUGGGGAAACUAAAAUUGACUGCGUCAGGGUAGCCACAAAAGCUGCGAUAAUCGUGACUCAGCUUACAACACCAUACAUUCGCAUCGCCCCUGCUGCAGGCGACGACCAGCUAACAGGGGCUGCCACUCGAAAACCAGACCCAGAGCCUGAGAAGCAGACAGACCAUACUGUUAAAAUUGCUGGAGUCAUUGCAGGCAUCUUGCUGUUCGUCAUUAUAUUUCUGGGAGUCGUGCUGGUAAUGAAGAAAAGAAAAUUGGCUAAAAAGAGGAAAGAGACAUUGAGUAGUACUCGGCAGGAAAUGACAGUGAUGGUGAAUUCAAUGGAUAAAAGCUACACUGAGCAAGGCACCAACUGUGAUGAAGCUUUCUCUUUCAUGGACACGCACAAUCUAAAUGGGAGAUCUGUAUCUUCACCAUCUUCAUUUACAAUGAAAACUAACACACUGAGCACAACCGUGCCUAAUUCUUAUUACCCAGAUCCAUUUGUGCCAACUGCAAUUUUAGUGCCAAUCAAUGAUGAAACCCACACGAUGGUCAGUGACACAAGCAGCCUGGUCCAAUCCCAUACCUAUAAGAAGCGAGAUCCAGUGGAUGUGCCCUACCAGACCGGACAGCUGCAUCCAGCCAUCCGUGUAGCUGACUUGCUGCAGCACAUCACCCAGAUGAAGUGUGCAGAAGGCUAUGGAUUUAAAGAGGAGUAUGAAAGUUUCUUUGAAGGACAGUCUGCACCAUGGGACUCAGCUAAGAAAGAUGAGAACAGAAUGAAAAAUAGAUAUGGGAAUAUCAUUGCAUAUGAUCAUUCUCGAGUGAGAUUGCAGCCUAUUGAAGGGGAAACAAGUUCCGAUUACAUCAAUGGGAAUUAUAUUGAUGGUUAUCAUAGACCAAAUCACUACAUUGCUACACAAGGACCAAUGCAGGAGACAAUAUAUGACUUCUGGAGAAUGGUAUGGCAUGAAAACACAGCAAGCAUAAUCAUGGUUACUAAUCUCGUAGAAGUGGGAAGGGUCAAAUGCUGCAAAUACUGGCCAGAUGACACAGAGAUAUAUAAAGACAUUAAAGUUACACUAAUAGAAACGGAGCUGCUGGCUGAAUAUGUGAUUCGAACAUUUGCUGUAGAAAAGAGAGGUGCUCAUGAGAUUCGGGAAAUACGCCAGUUCCACUUCACGGGCUGGCCAGACCAUGGUGUCCCAUACCAUGCCACGGGCCUGCUGGGCUUUGUACGACAGGUCAAAUCCAAGAGUCCACCAAAUGCUGGGCCUCUGGUUGUUCACUGCAGUGCUGGUGCUGGAAGAACUGGAUGCUUCAUUGUCAUCGACAUCAUGCUAGAUAUGGCAGAACGAGAAGGCGUUGUAGACAUCUAUAAUUGCGUGAGAGAGCUUCGAUCCCGGAGAGUUAACAUGGUGCAGACUGAGGAACAAUAUGUAUUCAUCCAUGAUGCUAUCCUGGAAGCCUGUCUUUGCGGGGACACAUCUAUUCCAGCUUCUCAAGUUAGGUCUGCUUACUAUGAAAUGAAUAAACUAGAUCCUCAAACAAACUCGAGCCAGAUCAAAGAGGAAUUUAGGACUUUAAAUAUGGUGACUCCAACACUGCGUGUUGAAGAUUGCAGCAUCGCUCUUUUGCCACGAAACCACGAAAAGAAUCGCUGUAUGGAUGUGCUGCCUCCAGACAGAUGCCUGCCUUUCCUCAUCACGAUAGAUGGGGAAAGCAGUAACUACAUCAAUGCUGCACUGAUGGAUAGCUACAAGCAACCAUCAGCUUUUAUAGUUACACAGCAUCCCUUACCAAAUACUGUCAAAGAUUUCUGGAGGCUGGUCCUAGAUUAUCACUGCACUUCAGUAGUUAUGUUGAAUGAUGUGGAUCCUGCACAACUCUGUCCUCAGUACUGGCCAGAAAAUGGAGUCCAUCGGCAUGGUCCUAUUCAGGUGGAGUUUGUAUCGGCUGACUUAGAAGAAGACAUCAUCAGCCGGAUAUUCCGAAUUUAUAAUGCAGCCAGACCCCAGGACGGCUAUCGGAUGGUGCAGCAGUUCCAGUUCCUGGGAUGGCCCAUGUACAGGGACACUCCGGUUUCUAAACGCUCCUUCUUGAAGCUCAUCCGUCAGGUGGACAAGUGGCAGGAGGAAUACAACGGGGGAGAGGGACGCACAGUCGUACAUUGCUUGAAUGGAGGUGGCCGCAGUGGGACAUUUUGUGCAAUCAGUAUUGUUUGUGAAAUGCUUCGACAUCAGAAGGCUGUUGACGUAUUCCAUGCUGUGAAGACACUGAGGAAUAAUAAGCCUAACAUGGUGGACCUUCUGGAUCAAUACAAAUUCUGCUACGAAGUGGCUUUAGAAUACUUGAAUUCUGGCUGAUUGUCUAGACAGCACAGACAAAGCUCCUCCUUUCACUACCACAAACAAAGCAAGUCACUUCAUGAUGUCUGUGUAAAUGAGAUGAAGACUUCUCAGUGUUAUGCUUCUACUGCUUUGUAUAAUUGGCUCUUUUUAAGAGCCCCAAAAGAUGUUUAUAAAACCGCUUGCACUGCCCGAUUGCCACUCAGAAGCUGCUGCUUGGCACCCCUGUGAGCCUACACCAAACCACGUGGCAGUCCUUGAACACCGUAUUCAUGCUGAGCUGUGGGAGACACCCUGGGGAAAAUAGCUCAGGAAUGCCCUGGGAGAGCACAGUCGUUUAAGUGGGCAAAGCAUUUUCCCAGAGAUCCCUGCGCUCCCAUGCAAAUGAGUUCAUGCCAGUCAUCUGUUGUACUCUCCCCCAUUCUAGAAAGCUCUUUGUUCUCAGUUCCCCCAUUGGGUCCCUCAGAAAACUGCUCCUUCUCUUCUCCCUCGUUGGUCCAGUUCACAUCACCCCAUUCCAGCUCCUCCUCCAAACCCUUCCCCCGCUGGACUGUUUGUACCCUGGUCCCUCCUAUCCUUCCCCAGUUAUAUUCCCUGGUCCCUCUUCCGACAGCCGCUGUCAGUGCCCUCACACUUCACGUGUGGUUGUCCUCCUGCUCCCUUCCUGUUUCCUUCAACCCUCAGACUUCCCUCCUAUAAACCCUCGUGCAUUCUACAGCCUGAGAGUCCUCUCGUCCUUGGUGGAGUUUACAUUACACGGUCUGGGCGACCAUCGACUGGCCAGCAGUGGGUCACCCUGCGGGACUCAGUCCAGGGCAGCCCACACUCAGCCAUCGAUGUGGUGAAGCAGCAUAGUUCUUUGGUAAAUAAGAGAGCACAAUUAUAUUCUUAUGAAGGAAUUUGUACUUUUUCUGUUACAUUUUGUUGCCUGUGAUUCUCAGUUCUUGUCACAGCCUAGUGUACAUUUCUGUUCUGUGGAGAAUGCUGUCUGGCAUUUUGAUAAUAUAUGAUUUUAGUUAUAUUUGUAUUCUAACACAUGCAUAAUAAACAAAUCAUAUGUAGCUUAUCUGAACUAACAGAAAGACAUGUACCAAAUCAUGAUAACUUUGUUGAGUUGUAAUUUCUAUCCACUUUGUACCAUUUCAUAGAGAGGAUUUUGAUAGGAAUGCAUUAAAAAAUACAAAAGACAGGAUGCUCAGAUUAAUAUAUCCAAAGCUUUUUCAUUUGUUGAUAUUGUAAAUAUUUUUUGAUUUCAUCAAAUUAUUUAUUCAUUAAAAUGAUUUUUUUUGGUGAAGCACAGUGAGUGACAAUCAUUUUUAUUAGGCCCUGGAAAUGCUUACUGUAUGAUAGUGUAAACAUUUGUUUAUCUUGUAUGGAUUCUCAGCUCAAUAAAUAAUUACAUACCUGA
Molecule: messenger RNA, 6234 nt
Organism: Taeniopygia guttata (zebra finch)
Lineage: Eukaryota; Metazoa; Chordata; Aves; Passeriformes; Estrildidae
Gene: PTPRM
Product: protein tyrosine phosphatase receptor type M
Biological process (GO): protein dephosphorylation
Cellular component (GO): membrane
Molecular function (GO): protein tyrosine phosphatase activity; protein binding
Source: RefSeq, a predicted model, not a curated record